GGAUAAAAGAAUCAGAGUAUCUCAGCCCUUGACAAGAGGACCAAGUGCCUUUAUUCCAGAGAAGGAAGUUGUCCAAGCAAACCCAGUGGAUGAGCGCACGACCUUCCUCGUGGAGGAGUACUCCACUUCCGGGCGUCUGGACAACAUCACGCAGGUCAUGAGCUUGCACACGCCAUACCUGGAGUCGUUCUUGCGGAGCCAGUUCUACAUGCUGCGCAUGGACGGGCCCCUUCCACUGCCCUGCAGGCACUACAUUGCCAUCAUGGCUGCAGCUAGACAUCAGUGUUCUUACUUAAUAAACAUGCAUGUGGAUGAGUUUUUAAAGACUGGAGGUAUUGCUGAGUGGUUGAAUGGUUUGGAGUACGUCCCGCAAAGACUGAAAAAUCUUAAUGAAAUAAAUAAGCUGCUAGCACAUCGACCCUGGCUGAUCACAAAAGAACAUAUUCAGAAGCUUGUCAGAACUGGAGAGAACAACUGGUCUCUGCCUGAGCUAGUGCACGCGGUGGUCCUGCUGACACACUACCACGCUUUGGCAAGCUUUGUUUUCGGCAGUGGCAUUAAUCCCGAGAGAGAGCGCGAAAUGUCUAACGGGUUCAGGGUGGUAUCAGUCAACAACUUCUGCGUGUGUGAUCUUGCCAACGACAACAGCAUAGAAAAUGCGUCCCUGGCAGGCGGCAACUUUGGGAUUGUGGGUUCCCUAAGUGAGCUAGAAGCCUUAAUGGAAAGGAUGAAGAGGCUGCAAGAAGAAAGAGAAGAGGAAGACACAUCUCAGGAAGAAAUGGCCACUCGUUUCGAGAAGGAGAAAAAAGAAAGUCUGUUUGUGGUCUCUGGAGACACUUUUCAUUCACUUCCUCAUUCAGAUUUUGAUGAUGACAUGAUUACAACAUCCGAUGUUUCGCGAUACAUUGAAGAUCCUGGUUUUGGGUAUGAAGACUUCGCCAGAAGAGGAGAAGAGCACUUGCCAACAUUCCGAGCUCAGGACUAUACCUGGGAAAAUCAUGGGUUCUCCCUGGUGAACAGGCUGUAUUCUGACAUCGGACAUCUUCUUGAUGAGAAGUUUCGGAUGGUCUACAACCUCACGUAUAACACUAUGGCCACGCGUGAGGAUGUUGACACAACCACGCUGCGCCGAGCUUUGUUUAACUACGUUCACUGUAUGUUUGGAAUCAGGUAUGAUGACUAUGAUUAUGGAGAAGUUAAUCAGCUACUUGAACGAAGCCUGAAGGUUUACAUUAAGACAGUGACCUGCUAUCCUGAAAGAACUACAAAGCGCAUGUAUGAUAGUUACUGGCGUCAGUUCAAACACUCAGAAAAGGUCCAUGUGAAUCUACUUUUAAUGGAAGCAAGGAUGCAAGCUGAACUGCUUUAUGCUCUUCGUGCCAUAACUCGGUAUUUGACCUGAAGGUCACCAGGGACCGUGGCAUAUAUGUGUAAAGACUUCUUCACAUACAAUUUACAUCAGAAGCUGUUUGUGACGUAGCAUCCAGAUGGUUCACUUCCCUAGCAUCAGAGUUGAUUUUUGUGUUUGCUCCCCCGGCUGUGAUGUGCGAUGGUGCGCUUUGUUUUCUCCUGCUGAGCAGCCCUAACGACCACAGAGGUAGUGCCGAGGAGUGCUGCCCGGUGUUGUCUAGAGUGGGGUUCUGGACACCGAUUGUACGUCAUGACGUGCUUGUUAGUGCUUAACUCAGUGUGUUGGAGUUUGCGUAUCUGUGUAUUUUGUUCCUUUGCUUUUUAAAAAAUAAGGAAAAGCGCUUACAAUCUGCUCAUGCGGUUGUUCUUCAGAUAGUGGAAUUCGGCCAAGAAUGACCCCUUCUGGCCAUUCUGUGAUCUUCAUGUUGUGUCCUAAAUCUGGUAGAGGAAAGGCACGCGCUGUGGAACCAAGCUGCUCCCCGGACACAAAGCUGUGUCCCUAGGAAAUUACUGUCAGGCACUGUGUGUUUUCUUAUUUGUAGCUUUUUAAAACUGCUAUUGGCGAUAACAUGAACUGUGAUGCAACCGUUGUCCACAAUUCAACGUGAACUCAAUCAUGGUGAGUCCUCUAGCAGGCUGCUGAAACGCCGCAUGCAGCCUUUCCUUUCUCCCAUACACAGAAGGCUCCGUUUCCUACCUGAGAUGUACCUGUGGAAGCAGAGCGCGCCGUCCUUGCUGUCCCUGAGGGCGUCCCGGCCACCCAGAGUCACCUGUGACUUGCCCGCCAGCAGGCACAGAGCUGACCGCACAGCCGGACCAAGCACUUGCUCUGCCCACUCUUCCUUUCUCAUGGGUUCUCUGUAUUACAAUAAGCCAAGGACGGCUACUAUGUCUGUGUUUUCUUCUGUUAGGCUUUCAGAAGUUACUUUCCACCGUUUUCUUCUUGCAGUAGGCUGAACAGCUUACACGUCAGGCGAGACUGUUUCUGUGCAUUAAUGUGAGUGAACAACCGAAGAGUGUGCAAUAUGUCCUGAAAGCACUCGGCCAAGCUCCCGCCGUAUCACUGCAGAAGUGCCCUUUUGAACAGAGCCAUAAAGAAAUUUUACUCAAAUUUCUUUAUUGCACUAGGCUUUUUUUCUGUUUUACCUUAUUGGGGUUGAACAAUGUUGUUUUUAUGAUGCCAAAGCAUUCCUUUCCCCAGAAAAAUCUCUUUGGACAACUGGUUUUAAAAGAUGUCAAGUCACAGGGGAGGAGUAUGUGGCCACAAGUCACAUGUUUGCGUUGGUUUCUUUCUGCUUGAUUAGACGAUCCUCAGAGAGCACAACAUUACGUGUUUAUAGCUUUAAUUUGUAUUACGUCAGUGAACCAGUGAAGUGCCUAAAGAGAUGUUUGCAACUAUCCAGUAGGACACAACUGCACUGCUUAAAUACUUUUUGAUUCAUUAAAGGUGACUUGAAUUUUACACAUAUAUGAUAAUUUUUAAAAGCAUAUCCAUUUUUCCAUAGUAAAUAAUAUAGUUAAAUUUUUCCAUUAUAGUUGCCACAGAAAUUUCAUUUUAGACUUAUUUGUAGGACUUUCUCUCUCAUGAAAUAAUCAUGGGCUAAUGUUUCGUUCGGUCGUUUUCCCCUUCUAUCUAUCAUCUGUCUCUAGUACAGUACAUUAGGCUGCUUUCCUUUGACUUUGUUCCAGAUAGGAAAGCAAAACUGACUAUAGACCUAUUAAUGUAAGGUAGUUCUGUGUUUUGGGAUUUGAGGAUCUUGCUUGAAGCCUUCCAUGAGGAAAAAAAUGACUAGUACUUUUCAGGACAGGGUGGUUUAUUUAAAGAGAUGAUUUCAAGAACUCAUGCCAAGUCUCUUGCGCUUUCUUUACUGCGUAUACCAUAUGUUGAUCUUUUUCAAUAUCACAUUGUAUAGAUAGAUAUUUACUACAAGAAAAGUAGUGAAGAGAAUGACAGAAUACAGAUAGCAACAUAAAGUCCAUUUAAUUUCCCGGCUUCAGGACUUUCAAAAUGAGGAUGUCUUUUAUUCUUGUAUUUCUAUUGUAAUUUCUUAAUGAAUAGCCUAUCACUUUGUGCAGGUGAACUGUAUUACAGGAUGAAAAAUGAUUUUUAUGUAUUGAGUAGGAGGAAAAUUCUCACAGAACACCACAAGAGCUUUAGACCAAACGGGGAAGCAAGGUAUAAGUACAGUGGCCACUUUUGUUCUUUGAUUUUUCCCCCAGAAGUAGAAGAAGUUACAGUUAUGGAAAUGAUCAGUGCCUUUAAUGGAUGUCUCUCCUGGUGAAAUUUCUGUUCUGCUCAACAGUGAUCCAUCUCUUCAGUAAUCGGGAGAUUAAGUUGGCUUGAAACUAAAAACAAGGUAAAGCAGUGUAUUCCCAAGCUGGGGAGGCCGGCCUGGCGAGGCUGGCUGGGCUGAGAGCAGCACACUGCCGUGGGCUGCGACCCCUUUACGUCAGAGGCUGGUCACUAGCUCUCUCUGUCCAGUGCAAACUUGAAACUCCACGCGGCUUGCCAGGGUGGUAUUUUUUUUUUCAGAGUAUUGAAUUUAUUAUGUAGUAAUUUAUACUGUAGGUUUUUAUAUUAAAAUGUGAUAUUUUUAAAAAGCUAUCUGAUUCAAUUGGUAUACUGAUGUGGUUACAUGCUAAUCACCUUGGGCUCACACUGUGCCAAACCUCCCUGUGCUCGUCUACGUGAGAAAGCACGUGUGAAUGUGAACUCUAAUUCCUUACUUGUUUUGUUCAAAUUAUUCUAAUAAUUCACUGAAAUAUAUGCUUGAAUAAUGUGCAUUUACCUUGAAAUUUCAAGUUUUCCAGCUUGGAUGAUCCUCCUUUCUCAAAUCACCUUAAGAAAUAGCAAAAUACCCUCCCACAUGAAAAUCCGUCUGCUCCGUAGCCCACUGGGCCGCAGCAAGGA
Octodon degus (degu) is the source of this 4321-nucleotide messenger RNA. RefSeq names its product sestrin 3 (gene Sesn3). Gene Ontology annotation, cellular component: nucleus. Gene Ontology annotation, molecular function: L-leucine binding; oxidoreductase activity, acting on peroxide as acceptor. The transcript is spliced from 9 exons. The record is from RefSeq and is a predicted model, not a curated record. NCBI's taxonomy places the organism in Eukaryota, Metazoa, Chordata, Mammalia, Rodentia, Octodontidae. Gene Ontology annotation, biological process: positive regulation of macroautophagy; cellular response to leucine starvation; negative regulation of TORC1 signaling. The coding region runs from base 158 to 1402 and encodes 414 amino acids.